Messenger RNA from Thalassophryne amazonica, 1262 nucleotides. Its product is annotated as AH receptor-interacting protein-like. Gene Ontology annotation, molecular function: protein binding; peptidyl-prolyl cis-trans isomerase activity. The transcript is spliced from 6 exons. NCBI's taxonomy places the organism in Eukaryota, Metazoa, Chordata, Actinopteri, Batrachoidiformes, Batrachoididae. The coding region runs from base 218 to 1030 and encodes 270 amino acids. The record is from RefSeq and is a predicted model, not a curated record.
GAAGAAGGGUGAGGGAGUGGAAAAAAGGACGAUGAUCACUGGGAAUCAUAUUAUCACUUGUUUUUAAGAAAUUCAGAUUAAAGGAAGUCGAUUAAGACCUAAUUUUGUAGUCUUCAGCCUCAACCUCGUUUUCCUUCACGUAGUAAAUUUGUUGGGACGUUGUAUGUGACAACUGAAUUCGGCAAACGUCGUCAUUUGUGGUGAGACUUGGUCCAGGAUGGAGGAAGAGGCACGCAAGCUCGCUCAAGAAGGAAUAAUUAAGAAACUGAUCAGUCCUGGAAAGGGCUACUUAUCGACUUUCCCGAGUGGAACCAAGGUGAUCUUCCACUACCGCACCAGCUUGUGUGAUGGCAUGGUGCUGGAUGACUCCAGAACCAUGGGAGGGCAGAGCAAACCUAUGGAGCUAAUUCUAGGAAAGAAAUUUAAAUUGGCUGUGUGGGAGAGGUUGGUCAUCACCAUGAGACAAGGUGAAAUUGCAGAAUUUACCUGUGACACCAAGCACACAGUAUUGUACCCGCUUGUGUCCCAGUCACUAAGGAACAUCAGCGCUGGUAAAGACCCCCUGGAAGGCCAGAAGCACUGCUGUGGCCUUGCCCAGAUCCAUUCCCACCACUCUCUGGGGCACAAGGACCUGGAUGAGCUUCAGUCCAAUCCACAGCCUCUCGUCUUCACAAUCAAAUUGCUCGAGGUGUUGCCUCCAGGAACAUUUCAACUAGAUGUUUGGGCAAUGACAGACGAACAGAAACUUCAAGUGGUGCCACAAAUCCAUGAGGAGGGCAACAUGCUCUUUAAAAAGGGCCUUAUUAAUCAGGCUGCAGAGAAGUACUACAAUGGCAUUGCAUGCCUCAAAAAUUUACAGAUGAAGGAACAUCCUGGGGAUGAAACAUGGGUAAAGCUGGAUCUUAUGAUUACACCACUCCUCCUCAACUACUGCCAGUGCAAGCUACUCCAAGGCCAGUACUAUGAGGUCAUCGAACAUUGUUCAGCUCUGAUCUUCAAAUAUGAUGACCUGGAGUGCCCAACCAGCUGAUCACAGAUGUCGACUGCGGGCUGAGUUCCAGUCAAUCGCAUGGGGGGGAUCUGAACUCAUUGAGAGGAUUUAGUGCUGCUAUAAGGGACUGAUGCAGCAGGUGGAAGCAAUGCACCAGUAAGGAUGUCAGCUGCCCUUAAAUGCCAAAGAAGAAGAAGAAGUACCAUAGAAGAAGAGUGACUGUCACUAAAUUUAGCAACUAUUCAGAACUCAUCAGAAACUUUUUUUUUUU